GCAGAUGGUGGGCAGAUCUCAUCCACCCCUUUUCUCUUCUCGUCGCCACAAUGUGAAAUCUGUUCUAUCCUCCUUAUCUCUUAUUGAAAUUACAACGACAAUCUUCUAUCUAAAUCAGAAGCCCUAAUUCGAAACGAAAUAGCAUUGCAGAAUUAGGCUCUGCUGCUUCCAAUGGCGUCCAUUUCUCUUCCUACCACAAAUCAUGUCUUCCCUUCGGCAGUGCAUUCCCAACCAAAACCUACAUUCAUCUCUCAGAACCUCUCACCUGUGUCUAACUUUUCAGGGUCUCAAUUUCUCGGCCUCAAGCUCUGUAAACCCUCCAAUCGUUCAGUUCCCUAUUCUGCUUCCGUGAAAACCUCCGUCACUGCUAAGGUGACGAAAGGAUCAGUUCCUCCUAGCUUUACAUUGAAGGAUCAAAAUGGAAGGUCCGUGAGCCUCUCUAAAUUCAAAGGCAAGCCUACAGUCGUUUAUUUCUAUCCUGCAGAUGAAACCCCAGGUUGCACCAAACAAGCGUGUGCCUUUAGGGAUUCGUAUGAAAAGUUCAAGAAAGCAGGGGCUCAGGUUGUAGGCAUCAGUGGAGAUGAUGUAGAGUCACACAAGGCCUUUGCUGCAAAAUACAAGCUGCCAUUUACCUUGCUGAGCGACGAGGAUAACAGGGUCAGGAAAGAGUGGGGCGUCCCGGGGGACCUUUUCGGCGCAUUGCCUGGAAGGCAGACUUACGUCCUCGACAAGAAUGGUGUUUGUCGACUUAUAUACAACAAUCAAUUCCAACCCGAGAAGCACAUCAAUGAGACCUUGAAGUUUCUUGAAUCUGCUUGAAUUGAAACUCAAAUUUUAUUUCAUCCAAACAUGCUAUACUAAUUCUUUCCAUGUCUUAAACUCAUUUAUUUCGAUUGUAAUAGGAAUAAAGGCUUUCUUAUAUGUUAUUAA
Messenger RNA from Andrographis paniculata, 930 nucleotides. RefSeq names its product peroxiredoxin Q, chloroplastic-like. Gene Ontology annotation, cellular component: cytoplasm; chloroplast thylakoid membrane. Bases 172 to 819 code for a protein of 215 amino acids. Gene Ontology annotation, biological process: cellular response to oxidative stress; cell redox homeostasis. The transcript has 4 exons. The record is from RefSeq and is a predicted model, not a curated record. NCBI's taxonomy places the organism in Eukaryota, Viridiplantae, Streptophyta, Magnoliopsida, Lamiales, Acanthaceae. Gene Ontology annotation, molecular function: thioredoxin peroxidase activity.